This is a messenger RNA of Amaranthus tricolor (Joseph's coat), 1373 nucleotides long. Its product is annotated as protein DCL, chloroplastic. The transcript has 4 exons. Gene Ontology annotation, cellular component: chloroplast. Gene Ontology annotation, biological process: chloroplast organization; chloroplast rRNA processing. The coding region runs from base 178 to 828 and encodes 216 amino acids. The record is from RefSeq and is a predicted model, not a curated record. NCBI's taxonomy places the organism in Eukaryota, Viridiplantae, Streptophyta, Magnoliopsida, Caryophyllales, Amaranthaceae.
UUUCAUUACCAUAAUCCAUUAUCUAGUGCAAAUUUAGGAAUGGACUAAUCCCAUUCCCACCUAUACCUUUUAUCUUCCCCUUGAAUUUAGCUUUCUCCUGCCCAGAAGAUAUUCUGGAAUGAAAUGAGCAGAAUCAGAAGAUAAACCCAACUCUUCUUCUUCUUGUUCUACUCGAAAAUGUCAAUAAUUAGCACCAUAAAUCAUAUUCCUAAUUCUAGAACUUUCCUCUUUUCGUCGCUUUCAAUCUUAUCUCUUCCUUCCUCUUAUCUUCACCAGACCCAGCAAAACCCAUAUCCGCAACAGCGUCGUUAUUGUUGCGCCGCCAUUAAAACUGGUAGUCAAGAACCUUACAGUCCUGAUUUGUUAAAGAAGCCGGACAUCUCUCAACAGUCUUCUGAAAGUAGUGAUGAAGAUGAUUCUGAGAAAUUUGAAAGGGUAGUUGGGGAUGUAGAUAAAUGGAUUGAUUGGGAAGACCAGAUUUUAGAAGAUACUGUUCCUCUUGUGGGUUUUGUUAGAAUGAUUCUUCAUUCUGGAAAAUAUCAAAGUGGAGAUAGAUUGUCUGCUGAGCAUGAGAGAACAAUUCUGGAGAGAUUGCUUCCUUACCAUCCUGAAUAUGAAAAGAAAAUUGGAUGUGGAGUUGAUUACAUCACUAUCGGAUAUCAUCCUCAAUUCCAAGAUUCUCGAUGUAUGUUCAUUGUUCGCAAGGAUGGUGAACUUGUUGAUUUUUCAUACUGGAAGUGCAUCAAGGGGCUCAUUAGGAAAAAUUACCCACUUUAUGCCGAUAGUUUUAUCCUCAAGCAUUUUCGACGGCGUAAACGAUAUGAAUGAAGCUGGAGUACAACUGAGGAUCCCGAGGUUAAAAGAGGCAUUGCACCCAGCAGUACCAAUAAACAACGUUCUUAUUUUGGUGGGAGCUUUCGAAGGCUUAGUCAGAUCAGAAAUGUGCAGGAGCUGCUGAAAGCAACUAGGUACAAACGGCGUACCGUUUUGUUAUUAGUUGACUUCAUUUGUUGGUUAUAAUAGUAGAUUUCUGGCCUAUACAUCCCCCAUCCAUAACCAUCGACAUUGUCGACUUGGGGCCUCACUCCUCGUCUCUUGUUGUAGAAAAUUACACUAGAUCCCGAAUGAUGCCAUUGUUUUCUGUUUCAUAUUUUUUUUCUCGUAUGUGUAGUAUUUGUUAUGUGUUAGAAAACGACAACUACUAGUACCGGUGCCGAUACCAACAUUUAGGAAUUCGUAAACUGAAUCAGUGGUUCAGUUGGUCUCUCCUUUGAAGGGAGAGUAGGUAUGAUCUUCAAUAGCUUUAUGAUAAUGUAAUGUAAUGGAGUAAUGAACUUGAUGAGCACCGCAUAUUAUAAGUUAUCUUUUAAGCA